AAAGGAAACCAAGCGGAUUGUUUGCUCUAAGGGCACCUGACUGAUAGAGCAACUUCCACCUGUUGACUGAACUCCUGGUUCCUUUUUCUUGCUGACUAGACACCCUAGAGAAAACUUAAGUGGGGUGGGAGAGUAGUGACUGCCUGCCUCCCUCCCCCCACAGAAGCGCAGUUAGCUUUCUGUCUGCAGUGACCUGUCCUCCCCGUGUGCCUUAUCGGCUCUUGGGGCAUUUGUCUCUAAAAAGAAAACAAACGGUGGAAUGCCCUGCCCUGCAUGCUGAUGAAGUGGCCGAGCCGGCCCACAGCUUAGGAGAAGGUUUGCCAACCCGGAGAAUAAUAAGCUUCAGUUUCUGACCUCCUGGCACCGCUCGGGUGGUUAUCAGGAGGUGCAUAUGACUGGUUAAGACACACGGCCUGGCUGGAAGGAAACAGCUGCUGGCGGCAUGCUCCACACUUGGCCAGCAGCUGGACAGGCAGAGUGCUGGUGUGAGGAAGAGAAAAAUCACCCUAGGUUUCCAGAGCACUUAUAAUUUGAGUUGAAUGAACCAGUUCUUCAGUCUUGAUGCCCUUUCUGGGGAUGACAACUUGACAUCUUUUCAGGCCGGGAACUUUAUCUGUAUGAAAAUAGAUUAUGACAAUGGAGAAUUGAAUGACAGCUAUUUGCCAAGAAUUGUUCUGCUGAUGCACCGAUGGUAUUUAUCUUCCACCGAACUGGCAGAAAAACUCCUCUGCAUGUAUCAGAACGCCAGGGGAGAAUGCUGUGACGAGUUCCGACUGAAGGUCUGCUAUUUCAUGAGGUAUUGGAUUCUGAAAUUCCCUGCCGAGUUUAAUUUGGAUCUUGGUUUGAUUCGUAUGACUGAGGAGUUCCGGGAAGUCGCUAGCCAACUAGGCUAUGAAAAGCACCUCAGCCUCAUGGACAUAUCCAGCGUACCUUCCUACGACUGGAUGAGGCGAGUCACGCAGAGGAAAAAAGUAUCGAAAAAGGGGAAGGCUUGUCUCUUAUUUGACCAUCUGGAGCCCAUUGAGUUGGCUGAGCACCUCACUUUUUUGGAGCAUAAAUCUUUUCGAAGGAUCUCAUUCACCGAUUAUCAGAGCUACGUCAUCCAUGGCUGUUUGGAGAAUAACCCAACUUUGGAGCGAUCUAUUGCUUUAUUUAAUGGAAUCUCUAAGUGGGUCCAGCUGAUGGUUCUCAGCAAACCAAGUCCCCAGCAAAGGGCAGAAGUCAUCACCAAGUUCAUCAAUGUAGCACAGAAACUCCUUCAGCUAAAAAAUUUUAACACCUUGAUGGCAGUGGUUGGCGGCCUUAGUCAUAGCUCCAUUUCCCGACUCAAAGAGACCCAUUCUCACCUCUCUUCAGAGGUUACAAAGAACUGGAACGAAAUGACAGAGUUGGUCUCUUCCAAUGGCAAUUACUGCAAUUACCGCAAGGCCUUCGCCGACUGUGAUGGCUUCAAAAUCCCCAUCCUUGGCGUGCACUUGAAAGACUUGAUAGCCGUCCAUGUCAUCUUCCCGGACUGGAUGGAAGAGAACAAAGUGAAUAUCGUGAAAAUGCACCAGCUCUCCGUUACCCUGAGUGAACUGGUCGCCCUGCAGAAUGCCUCUCACCACUUAGAACCUAACAUGGAUUUGAUCAACCUGCUCACUCUUUCUCUGGACCUCUAUCACACUGAAGAUGAUAUUUACAAACUGUCGCUGGUGCUGGAGCCUAGAAAUUCCAAAUCGCCUACGUCCCCCACAACACCCAACAAGCCUGUGGUGCCCCUGGAGUGGGCUUCAGGGGUGAUACCAAAGCCAGACCCCACCAUCAUCAACAAACACAUAAGGAAGUUGGUGGAGUCUGUGUUUCGAAACUACGAUCAUGAUCACGAUGGCUACAUCUCCCAAGAGGACUUUGAGAGUAUAGCUGCCAAUUUCCCCUUCCUGGAUUCCUUCUGUGUGCUAGACAAAGACCAGGAUGGCCUAAUUAGCAAAGAUGAAAUGAUGGCCUAUUUUCUGCGAGCUAAAUCCCAGCUACACUGCAAAAUGGGACCAGGAUUUAUCCAUAAUUUUCAGGAGAUGAAUUAUCUCAAGCCGACCUUCUGUGAACACUGUGCAGGAUUUCUCUGGGGCAUAAUCAAACAAGGCUACAAAUGCAAAGACUGUGGAGCCAACUGUCACAAACAGUGCAAAGACCUCCUGGUUCUGGCCUGCAGGAGACUUGCCCGGGCACCUUCGCUGGGCAGCAAUCCUGGGUCACUGCCUGGAAGCCCAGCCUUGCCCCCAGUGCAGGAUGAAGUGUUUGAGUUUCCUGGGGUCACUGCUGGACACCGGGACUUGGACAGCAGAGCCAUCACACUGGUCACGGGCUCUUCUCGUAAAAUCUCCGUGAGGCUACAGCGAGCCACCACUAGUCAAGCUACGCAGACAGAACCUGUGUGGUCAGAGGCUGGCUGGGGAGACUCGGGGUCCCACACAUUCCCCAAAAUGAAAUCCAAGUUCCAUGACAAAGCAGCUAAGGACAAAGGCUUUGCCAAGUGGGAAAACGAGAAGCCCGUGGCACAGGCUGGUGUGGAUGUUGUAGACCGAGGCACUGCAUUUGAACCGGAUCAGGAUGAAGGGCAAGAUGAAGCCAAACAGGAUGGUGAGGAUGGCUGAGAUGAAGCUGGGGAUACUAAAGGCAAUCACGUCAGCUUUGGGGAAAAGAAAAGCUGCGGGAAGCGUUUCCAGCUCUGGGAGCGGUCUGGAAAAGAGAUGUGCACAUGUUCACGGCCUCGUGUCAUCCUGGGAUCUCCAUGACUGGACUACAGGACAGAGGAUUUAUCCCGACUCUGAACUAUUUAUUUCCCUCACUCUGCCCCUGCUGAGAUGCCACACACACUGUUAUGUAGUGGGCAGUUUCUCACACCUCUCUAGAGCCGUUUGUACACAGGGAAGGCAAGCUCCAGCGCAUGUGUGUGAUACCAUUCUCUAAAUUCAAAACUUGGCCCUUUGGGAUAAUGUUAUUUUUAUAAAUUGAUGUGUGUGUGUGUGUGUGUCUGUGUGUGUGUGUGUGUGUGUGUGUGUGUGCAUGUGUGUAGGGGUGUUUCAUAAGGCAUUGAGACUGAGCUCCUUUUAUGUGCCUUUUAGAUGGGACUGGGACUUGAAGUUUCGCUGAGGGACAAAGGCGUUCUUCAGACUCUGGAAAGCAGUGAUUCCUCUGAUGCUAAUUAGCUGUGAGCUGUUUUGAGUGUCUUACCACACAGUGACUGUGGUGUGUAAUGCCACAUGUGUGUAUUGCCUAGGUCUCACCAAUCCUGCCUCACUAAGGAGAAUCACAGCCCCCAGGCUCCCCUAGUAGUCAUACUAGCUACAGUGGAAAAAAAAUUAUAUGCCUGGAUACCUAAUUGUGUUCCCAAUCUUUCUGAGGAUUCCCAAAACAGAUUGUUAAUUAUGAAAUCAAAUCAAAUUCCAAGGGAUAAAAUUUAGUAGAAAAGAAAAACCAACCAACAAAAAACAAGCAAACAAAUCACACUGGAUUUCUAGGUGAAAAGGAGAACAACCAAUUUGGAAAGCCAAAAGUAACGAAGAUUUCUGUUUUAGAUAACUUCAGGAUGCAAAAGGUCACUUAAUUUCUUCCUAAUAAAUUCUCAUCCACAGUUAAAAGAAUAUUCACAGAAAGAAAAGUUACCAUAAGCCUCAACUAUGGAUUGAUAUUCCAGUAAUGAUUUUAAAAUAUUAAUAAUUUAGAUGUCUUCCUUUGGGUGUGUAUCUUAUGAUAGUGAUUCUUGAUGCUCAGAGAUGGAGACAAAGCUGGGCUGGGGUUGCACACCUCUGUCUUUCCACUUGGGGCAAGGGUAGGAGGACCCUCAAGUCUGAGGUCAGCCUAGGAAACUUAGCAAGAGUCUGUCUAAGAAAAAUAAAAAUAUAAAUGAAAGAAAAAUUGAGGUGAUUGAGUCUGACACUGAGGGACCAUCUGAUGCCCACUGACCAGUCUUCCACAGAAGUGCCCUGGUCCACAUUUGAGGGCUACUGUGUUGUAUCUAAUGUAAAAACUAACUGGUGGUUCUGCUCUGAUUCUUAGAGACUGAGGGCAUAAGAACGUGAAAGCUAAGUGGUUCUGGUAUCUUUAGGUACCGUGCGGGUGCUGGGAAUUGAGCCCGGGUCCUCUGGAAGAGCGGUCAGUGCUCUUAACUACUGAACUAUCUCUCCAGCCCCGCUUCCAGGGUCUUCAACCUUUGGCAGAGCUGAUGUACUGUGCGCCAAAGGCUCUGGAAUGGGAAAUGAUUCGGACCGGGAAUACUGAAGAGUAAGUCAAGUCAUUAAUAGGAGCUGAGAUUAAGCUAGAAAGAAACUCACUUAACAGUGUCAAGCACCUCAGAGGGCAGUGCUGUUGGGUCUGUGUAUAUACACUAUCUGUUACUAGUCAUAAAUGCAGCUAAAUACGUGUUAGCAAAUUAAAAACAGAAAAUGGUAACUGAGUACAGGAAACCCUUCUGGAGAAAAGAUCAGAAAGAACCCCGUUAAAGAAGGUUGGACUUUUUAUAUUUUUUUUCAGGGGAGUUAUUUCACUUGCCGUUUGGCUUGGAUAUUUAAGAGUUUUCAUAUACAUAAGGAAUUUUGUAUUUCCAGUCUUCCCUUGAUAAGGAAACAAAAUGUA
Messenger RNA from Myodes glareolus (Bank vole), 4614 nucleotides. NCBI's taxonomy places the organism in Eukaryota, Metazoa, Chordata, Mammalia, Rodentia, Cricetidae. The record is from RefSeq and is a predicted model, not a curated record.